GGCGUCAAUCAAAUCGAAACUCGGAAUAAUGUCAUCCUACCAUAUCUAUGGAUGUGCCUCCUUCGCCGGAGAAGGCCAUCUUCCAGAAGAACUUGACCCGACAGGAUGUGCCACUUUUACGUCGGAAAAUCUGGAAGUGAAGAUGUGUUUCAAUGUAUAUUUUGACAACGGAUCAAGUUGUAGAUUGAUGGCC
Caenorhabditis elegans is the source of this 193-nucleotide messenger RNA. NCBI's taxonomy places the organism in Eukaryota, Metazoa, Nematoda, Chromadorea, Rhabditida, Rhabditidae. The record is from the annotation of a RefSeq genome assembly.